Brugia pahangi is the source of this 411-nucleotide messenger RNA. The record is from the annotation of a GenBank genome assembly. Lineage: Eukaryota; Metazoa; Nematoda; Chromadorea; Rhabditida; Onchocercidae.
AUGCAUUAUUCAAGCUUCCGGAUGAUAUUCCGGAAUGUCACUUUCUUAUAUAUCUUUAUGGCAUUUAUGAUCAAAUAUUCCACUUUAGGAACAACUGAAGUAGCUGUUAAUAUUCAAACAUUUGAUACUUUUAACAAAUUUCUAAGCACAUAUCAUAAAAUGGAACAAACUGUAUCAGCAAAUUAUUCUCGAAUUUGUGGUAGAGAGCUAAUAUAUGCAUUAAUUAAGAAAUGUACUCCGACAAAUAGCACCUAUCCAUGCUUUCAAAGUUCAACAAAUACAAUAUAUGCUGAUAGGAAAUCAAAUCGUAGCUAUCGUCGAGGUGUUGCGACAGUUUGUUGCGAUUACGGGAAAUGUUCGCAAGAAUAUUUGGCUACAUUUUGUUGUGAAAAAUUAGUUGUUACACAAUGA